Molecule: messenger RNA, 756 nt
Organism: Macadamia integrifolia
Lineage: Eukaryota; Viridiplantae; Streptophyta; Magnoliopsida; Proteales; Proteaceae
Product: 2-oxoglutarate and iron-dependent oxygenase domain-containing protein ICU11-like
Source: RefSeq, a predicted model, not a curated record
CGAACCGAAUGAUUGACACCAAUGUAUCGGUUGAAAUUUAACAUGUCAUAGGAGGAUCCAUUUGUCCACCAAAUUUCGGCUUCAGAAUCUAGGUGGUUCGUGGCAGAUAUUCCUCGACGGAAAACCGAGAGUGCCAAACCCUAAAAACGGAGCAGAACGGAAACCUCUUAUCUACCUGAGCUGAAUUUCUCAAGUACACCCUAACAUUGAACCAGAAUUCAGAAGGCGAAUGUUUCCUGGCAUGUUCUCCUAAAAUGCUCUGCAUAUCCGCCAUUGGCAUCAGUUAGCUUGGUCUGGUGCGGUCUCCCGCUGCUAACUACCAAUUAUGUCCUGCGAUCGCUCCAUGGACCGAAGAGAAGAGUCUCAGGCUGGCAACGGCAAUGGCAACGGGGUUGUCGCCUCGAGUCGCCCUCUGUUGGCUAGCCAGAGGCUUCGGUUGAGUCCAAACACCGAACACGUGCCGGAGAACUACGAUGAUCUACAAUUGGAGUUCGUUCCUUCUGUUUUCAGUUCUCUUGAGCGAUACCUUCCUCCGAGCAUGUUGAGUAUUUCGCGAGAAGCGAAGGUCCAGUACAUGCGAGAAAUAUUGGCGCGGUAUUCGUCCGAGGGGGAGCGGACUAGAGUUCAGAAGCAUAGAGAAUACCGACAGAAGAUAAUAUCACAUUAUCAGGAAUAUCAACUGGAGCCAAGACUAUGGAGUUUCAGUCUCCCUCUGGUGGAGAAUCACCACACAAGAUCUCAAGAGGAAAGGAAGAG